AUGCAUUUCUCAACCACUUUUGCGGCACUUGUUGCCCUUUCCGGCUUCACCUCUGCCGAGCCCAACGGCUGGUCCAAGACCAAGGAAGCCGAGGAUAGCCCUUCCAAGCUCGACGACUGCGGCUGCUGGCCCAUCUACCAGGCCAUGCUCAAGUGCCAGAAGCUCAAGUUCCCCGAAGAGUCUGCCGAGGACUGUGUUUGCAUUCCCAACCCAGAUGGCUGGUACGGCUCCAUGGAUGGCUGCCGCACUUGUCUCUCUUCCAACACCAACGAAGACUUCUUUGACAACAUGGCCAAGCUCGUUACGCAGCUGUUUGUCUCGUGCACAAACGCCGGCGGCGCUGUCUACAGUGACGGCAACAGCAUUUGCGCCAGCAACUCCUUCCGAGAGGCCUGUGUUUCGCUCGGUACUGAUGGAGAGCCCAGCUGGGCUAGCUUUGAGCAGGGUGAUGUUUCUGGAAAUGGCACUUAUGUUCUGGAUAUCGAGGAAUAUGGCGCUAAGAAGGAUGCUUCUACUUCAGUGACGACUGCCAAGACUGCUGAAAAGACAACUGCUACGACUGCGGCUACCGGUUCUGCUGAUUCUACCGAGACUGAGACUGAGGCCGCUGAGACCACCAAGGCUGAUACCAAGACCGAGACCACCAGUGUUGAGACAGCUGCUGCUACUGGUACCUUGGAUGCCUCUUCUGCAGCCCAGACCCCUGCUGCUUCAAGCACAACAACACCAUCUUCAGGUAUGAAGCUUGCUAGUGCUCAGGCUGGAGCAAUGGGUCUUAUUGUGGCUGUUGUUAUCGGAGCCGGUUUAUUCUAG
Messenger RNA from Fusarium graminearum PH-1, 813 nucleotides. RefSeq lists its product as uncharacterized. Bases 1 to 813 code for a protein of 270 amino acids. The transcript has a single exon. NCBI's taxonomy places the organism in Eukaryota, Fungi, Ascomycota, Sordariomycetes, Hypocreales, Nectriaceae. The record is from RefSeq and is a predicted model, not a curated record.